CCCGGAUAAUAACACACAUGGAAUUGUGACUCUAUUUAUCCAAUGCGCUAAAAUAGUAGAGAACCAGCCGUUUAUUUUCAUUGAGGAGUAUUUGUUUCUUUUCAUGAACUAGAGAGAAGAAGCUAUUGCCAUGACGACAGACGAGGCGACAGAGAGCCAGCAUCAGAAGAAGCCCAGCCAGCAGGAGGCGGAGCAGCAUCAGGCCACGCCUCCUGACCACGGACCCUCUGAGUCCCAGGCCGCCACCAGCCCCGCCACCUCGCCCCAGAGCACUGGCUCGCCCUCGUACUCCUCUCCCCAGGAGGAGGUGCAGCUGAGACCCCGUCGGCGCACCUCAGCCGGCCGCGGCCUCUCGCGCCUCUUCUCCUCCUUCCUGAAGAGGCGUUCCCAGUGCGAGGAGGACGGGGGAGAGAAGGGGGAGAAAGGAGGGGACGGGGAAGAGCCCAAGGCGCCCAUCGCUGACUGUGAGCCAGAGCUCAAGAUCGAGGGUGAUCAGAACCUUGACCUGCACUCGCUCAGCAGCAACGAGGCGCAGCUUGUCCAGGUAGACCAGAAGGAAGACCCCGAGAAAGACUCUGAGGAAGAGGGGGGAGAGACGGAUAAGGAGAAAAGAGAAGAGGACAGUGCCCAGGGGAAGGAGAAAGAGGAGGAGGAUCCUGAGGGAGAAGGAGAGAAAGAGGGAGUAGAGAAGACAACAGAGGAAGACGCUCAACCUCCUAAGCCUCCCCGUCGACCCAGGAUCAUGCAGAUUAAAGUUACACUGCUGGACGACACUCUGUUUGAGUGUGAGCUGGAGAAACAUGCCAAAGGUGUGGAGCUGUUCACCAAGGUGUGUGACCACCUCAACCUGCUGGAGAGAGACUACUACGGCCUGGCCAUCUGGGAGUCGCCCUCCAUGAAGACCUGGAUGGAUUUCACCAAGGAGAUCCGCAGGCAGGUUCAAGGUGCAAAGUUAGACAAGAUCUGUGCAGACGCACAAUCAUGUACAGGCACCAAUUAUGACUUCACCUUCAAUGUGAAGUUCUAUCCUCCUGACCCAGCCCAGCUUUCUGAAGACAUCACCAGGUACUACCUGUGUCUCCAGCUGCGUAAGGACAUCCUGGGGGGCCGUCUACCCUGCUCCUUUGUCACGCUGGCCCUUCUGGGUUCCUACGCACUGCAGUCAGAGCUGGGGGAGUACGACCCAGAGACACACGCACCAGACUACGCCAAGGACCUGAGGCUGGCCCCGGGACAAACCAAGGAGCUAGAGAAGAAAGUCAUGGAGCUGCAUAAGACAUACAGGUCGAUGAGUCCAGCACAGGCAGACAUGGCCUUUCUGGAGAACGCCAAGAAACUAGCCAUGUACGGAGUGGACCUGCACCAGGCCAAGGAUCUAGAUGGAGUGGAUAUUAUGCUGGGUGUGUGUUCUGGGGGUUUGAUGGUCUACAAGGACAAGCUGAGGAUCAACCGUUUCCCCUGGCCCAAAGUCCUCAAGGUCUCCUACAAACGCAGCAGCUUCUUCAUCAAGAUACGCCCCUCAGAGCUGGAGCAUUACGAAAGCGCCAUUGGUUUCAAACUGCCAAACUACAAGGCCUCCAAGAAGCUGUGGAAAGUGUGUGUGGAGCAUCACACCUUUUUCAGACUGACUUCUACCGAGGUGGCUACCACUCCCAGGAAAUUCCUUGCACUGGGUUCUAAGUUCCGCUACAGUGGGCGGACCCAGGCUCAGACCCGCCAGGCCAGCUCUAUGAUUGACAGGCCAGCCCCCCUGUUCCAACGCUCGGCCAGCAAGAGGAACUCACGCAGCCUGGACGAAGCCAUGGUGUCCACUCCAGACAAGAGCACCCGUCCAGUCAGUGCUCCCAUUAUGUCCCCCGUCUCUCCAGGGGAUGCCGCCCCGCCCACUGUGACCUCUGCCCUGCCCCGCAGUGAGCGGCGAGAAGCAUCCACCGCCCCGGGCCGCCAGUCACGCUCAGCAGAGAGGAAGACCAAGGAAGAGGCCAAGGUGGAGAGCAAGGUGACAGAGGUCUCCAAGACACAGAGCUCCAGACCACAGUCCACCCCAGAGUUCAAGAGGGAGGGAGCCAGGAGGAGUAGGCAUCAUGCCCCUGCAGUCACCACCACCACCACCAAUGGGACAGAGAGAGAGAGAAAGAGCCAGCAUUCGCCCCGAGACAGAACCGGCACGGAGACGGUGCGCGUGAAGAAGGACCUGGAUAAGACCCAUACAGAGAUCAUGCGUCACCAUACCAGUAUCAGUGAGCUGAAGAGAAGCUUCAUGGAGUCUGUUCCGGAGCCGCGGCAGAGCGAGUGGGACAAACGCCUGUCCACCCACUCACCCUUCCGCACGGCCAGCAUCAACGGACAGCUGCAGUCAGGCACUGACGGGGUGAGGACGGCCUCCCUAUCACCUGCAUACAGAGUAGUUGGUGGCGUAUCAGAGGUAAAGGUACUCUAAUUCAGUCCUUACUGGCCGUACAGGGGCUGAGCUGGGCUGGGCUGGGCUGAGCUGGGCUGGGCUGAGCUGGGCUGGGCUGAGCUGGGCUGGGCUGCAGUAAGAGAACACUAGCAGGACUGCGCUCUGCCACCCCUGGCCCCGUCACGACCUACUUUUAUAGAUGCCCCUUCCAAACCACACCCCCUAACCUUUCCCAAAUCCUCCCCCUUCACCACUGCCUCCGCUCCAUGAUUGGCUGCUGCCAGCUUUUGUCUUCCUGCUUUGAUCUGCCAAUCAAUCGCAUGGCUGGGUUUGACCCAAUAGUAGUGAAGCUGCAUGACUCAGUGAUGGUGGUGAUGAUGAUGAUGAUGAUGAUGUCUGACGUAGUGAUGAGAGACUGAAGAACAAAAAACGAAACACGCAAACAACCAAAAAAUAAACAGCGACAACAACAACAAAGAACUGACCUCCUCCUCCUCCUCCUCGUCUUCCUCCUCCUCCUCGUCUUCCUCCUCCCCCUCUUCAUUUCAUUGUCUCUCCUCCACCCUGACCUGUAUCUCUCCCUCACUGGUUGUUUCAUGUUUUAUG
Messenger RNA from Oncorhynchus kisutch (coho salmon), 3007 nucleotides. Its product is annotated as protein 4.1. The record is from RefSeq and is a predicted model, not a curated record. Gene Ontology annotation, cellular component: cytoskeleton; plasma membrane. Lineage: Eukaryota; Metazoa; Chordata; Actinopteri; Salmoniformes; Salmonidae. The transcript is spliced from 17 exons. The coding region runs from base 131 to 2440 and encodes 769 amino acids. Gene Ontology annotation, biological process: cortical actin cytoskeleton organization; actomyosin structure organization. Gene Ontology annotation, molecular function: cytoskeletal protein binding.